Molecule: messenger RNA, 249 nt
Organism: Alternaria arborescens
Lineage: Eukaryota; Fungi; Ascomycota; Dothideomycetes; Pleosporales; Pleosporaceae
Exons: 1
Coding region: 1-249 (82 amino acids)
Source: RefSeq, a predicted model, not a curated record
AUGGAGAAUAAAGUCGAAGACGAAAUAAGGAAGCGGUGGGAGGUUGAAGCGGCGGAGCGGAGAAAGGAAGAAGAGGAGGGUGGGAGGCAGAGGCCAAAGAAGAGGGUGAGGGCUAUUGAAUACACAAACGACGAUGGCGAGUUUGUGCUCGGGUCGAAGAAGAAGACGACGGGGAGGGCUGCGGCUACUCGGGCGAAGAGCAGGAUCAUUGAGAUUGGGGAGGAAGAUGGGGUUGUGGAGUUGGACUGA